Messenger RNA from Lactuca sativa (garden lettuce), 1426 nucleotides. Its product is annotated as two-component response regulator ARR7. The record is from RefSeq and is a predicted model, not a curated record. Gene Ontology annotation, biological process: cytokinin-activated signaling pathway; phosphorelay signal transduction system. Lineage: Eukaryota; Viridiplantae; Streptophyta; Magnoliopsida; Asterales; Asteraceae.
AAAAAUAACAAAAAAUCAAAGGGGUCACCACCAAAGUGGAUUUCAGAAUCUCAGCGUAUUUUCUUAAAAAAUUAAAGUAGAUUUCAUCAGAUUUUCAUGAUCUUCUACAAUGUCAUCAUCUCGUUGAUGGAGACGUGGCUCUCUGUCGUCUCCAUUUAUAUAUCAAAAAUUCCUUUCUCAAAUCCUUAUCCCACCAAUUCCUCCACUCAUGGCAAGAAACGCUUUGUUUUCAAGACGAUGGAGGUCAUCAUCCGAGACCACCACCACCGAAUUUGAUGAUGUUCAUGUUCUUGCUGUUGAUGAUAGCCUCGUUGAUCGGAAAGUCAUUGAACGUUUACUUAAAAUCACCUCAUGUAAAGUCACGGCGGUGGAAAGCGGUUGGAGAGCUUUACAAUACUUAGGCCUUGAUCAGGAGAAAUCUUCAUCCGAUUUCGUCAAUGAAUUGAAAGUGGAUCUGAUAAUCACUGAUUACUGUAUGCCUGGAAUGACUGGUUACGAAUUGCUCAAAAAAAUCAAGGGUUCAGCAACUUUCCGAGAGGUGCCAGUAGUGAUCAUGUCGUCAGAAAACGUCGUAGCACGGAUUGACAGGUGUUUGGAAGAAGGUGCGGAGGAUUUCAUUGUAAAGCCUGUAAAACUUUCCGACGUCAAACGAUUGAAAGAUUACAUGUUUGGUGAAAACCGAGGAACAAUCCCUACAAAUGACAUCAACAACAAAGAAGAAAAAGGAAGUCUCAACAAAAGAAAACUUCAACAAAUGUCCGAAACUUCCCCUUCCCCUUCGCCUUCCCCUUCACCUUCACCAUCACCAUCGCCAUCGCCAUCGCCGUCGCCGCCAACGGUGUCUCCGUCCGCCUCGCCAUCGCCGGCGACGGUGUCACCUGUAACAUCCCCAUCUCCGCCGAUGGUCUCUCCCUCAACUUCCCCAUCUCCGCCACAAUCUCCGUCGACAUCAUCAUCAUCAUCAACGCCUCCGAGGUCGCCACCCUUUUCUCCGUCACAACUAGAGUCCCCAACAAUGCGGCUUAAGGUGACCAACUCCGAUCACUACGAUCACUCCGAUCAAGCCUAAUAUUUUUCAAUUUUUCCCUUUUGAUAAUUUCAUCUUUUAUUAAUUUACAUCAUAGACAAGUAAGGCAAGUACUUGUACAUUUAAAAGUUGUUUUUUUUUUUUUUUUUUCUCCUAUGGCUUCUCCACUUCUUCUUCAAUGAAUUUACAGAUAUUACAAUUUUGAUAUGAUUCUAAAUUUCUAAUGUAUUUCUCUCUUUUCCUUUUUUACAAAAAAAUAAUUAAUUUUUAGGGUAAAUAAAUUAUGAAUCAGGGUAAGAAAGUUUUGUAACAAACAUGUAAAAUGAUGAUUUUACCCCUGCCGGAUGUGAAAAUAUUUCUUAAUUUUAUAAAUAUACACAAUUGAAAUAUUUUCUCAAA